Polyodon spathula (Mississippi paddlefish) is the source of this 4144-nucleotide messenger RNA. RefSeq names its product BMP-binding endothelial regulator protein-like. The record is from RefSeq and is a predicted model, not a curated record. Lineage: Eukaryota; Metazoa; Chordata; Actinopteri; Acipenseriformes; Polyodontidae. The transcript is spliced from 15 exons. Gene Ontology annotation, molecular function: protein binding. Bases 934 to 2994 code for a protein of 686 amino acids.
GCCAAAUGAAUUGGGUUAUUAAUCUGUCGGCAGGCACUUAAAUAACGAGGGCUGGUCACCCUAUCUUUGUAGGUGGAACCCCGCCGUAUUGUAAAUGUUUAACUGUAGCCGUUCCGUUUUAAAUUUCUCUGGAGUUUAAAAGGAGGCGAGUUACUCUGUGAGUGGUGCUACAAUUCUAUGCGGAGAGGGUUCCCAGCGCGCGUCCAGACAGUUGCCUCAAGCUAGUCUCUCUCCGCAGACACCGAGCAUCAUUCCUGUGAUAUGGAACGGAGGAGUCAAGACCAGAACAAAACAGCUCUUUGAACAUUAGCAUCAUUCUCCCGUCUGCGUAAUGGCAUUCAUGAAUAUUUAAAAAAAAAAAAAACAUAGGUUGUAGAUGCCACUUGGGUGAUUUUUAAAUAUUGCGUUGACGUUUCGGAAGUUCACAAUAUCAUGUUCAGAGCAUUUUAUUAAUUUAUUUUAAAAUGCCCCCCUUUUGAAGACUACAGUGCGUGAUUAUUUUUGUAUUUAUUUACUUUUUUUUAUUGACCCGACAGGCUAUAUUGGAUUUAUUUAUUCGUCACAAUUCCAAUUUCAAAGGACUGUUUUCUUUUUAGUUUAUUUUUUUCCUGCAGGAGGACUUUGCGGUGCCAUAUAUAAUGUUUUGGGUAUGCGCCUGGAUGAGCAGCACUGUUGAGAUGAGGAUAGCAGUUUGCUGUUAAAUUCUCUCUCUCACUUUAUAUGAUGGUAAUCUGGAAAUGUCGACUAGCUGACUCCAGCAAAAAGAGCCAAGAACGCUUUACACCUGAUUUGGGAAAGGGGAAAUUAGAGAUGGGCUGGCAGCAGCAACGUGGUUAAAUAUUGUCUGCGGGAUUCAGCCACCGGUAACAUUUAUUUAUUUAUUUGUAUAAAGUUUUUUUUUUUCCAAAAAGUUUUUGUAUUUAUUUGGACCCAAUGAGGAUGCUCUUUCACCGCGGCGUUAAAUAUUUGGCUAUGAGGCAGAACAUCUACGGGGUCGCAGCGAGAUUCACCUGGAGUUUCUUCCUAUUCUACCUGUUGGCUCAGAUGCGGCCGUCUUCUGCGUUUCUUACAGGUUCUGUGGCUAGUUGUCAAAAUGAAGGAGAUGUGUUGCAGAUCCCCACUAUCACAGACAACCCCUGCAUCAGCUGUGUUUGUUUGAAUAAAGAAGUUACCUGCAAGCGUGAGACAUGCCCUCAGAUCCCCAAAGACUGCGCGCUGCUGGUGAAACAGAGGGGAGCCUGCUGUGAAAAAUGCAAAGGUUGCCAGUUUGAAGGGAAAUCUUACAACAGCUCCAUGCAGUGGCAGAUACCAUCCAAACCAUGCAUAACACGCACAUGUCAGGAGGGCGUAGUGACGGAGUCCGAGAGGAGGUGUGUGGUGCACUGUAAGAAUCCCACAAUACAGAGAGGAAGAUGCUGCCUCACCUGCCCAGGGUGUAUCUUUGCAGGCAGAGAGUAUCGUGAGGGGGAGGAGUUCCAUCCUGAAGGGAACAGAUGUGUGAAAUGUUCCUGCGCUGGAGGCCGAACUCAGUGUGUGAAGGAAGUGUGUCCCGUCCUUUCCUGUCCCCAGCACCUCAGCCACACACCUCCAGGGCAGUGUUGCCCCAAAUGUUUAGGUCAAAGGAGAGUGUUUGAUCUGUUGCUCGGAAGCUGCUUGUUUCACAGUGAGGUGUAUGAAAAUGGGACCUCCUUCAAAUACGACAACUGCACUUCUUGCAUCUGCAAGAAUUCCACAGUGGUGUGUAAGAGGAAGUGCUCUCGUUCUGGGAGUUGCAAUAGCAACAAAGAGUUCUGCUGUGAGCCUUGUGUCUCUUAUGUUCCCAUUGAGGAGGUCACAUUUUGCCAGUCUGGGAAUAAAAUCUACAGGGAUGGAGAAAUGUGGUCCUCUGUCAACUGCACACUGUGUGCUUGUGUAAAGGGGGAGGUUCAGUGCCACAAAAAAGAAUGUGUCCUAAUAAAGAGCUGCCCCUCUGGUAAAAUUCUCAACAGAAAUGGUUGCUGUCCCAUUUGCACUGAAAAACCUGGAGUUUGCACUGUGUUUGGGGACCCUCACUACAAUACUUUUGACGGCAGGACGUUUAACUUUCAGGGGACCUGCAAGUAUGUUCUGGCCAAAGACUGCUCGGCGGCUGCCAGCUUUCAGGUGCUGGUGAAGAACGACGCCCGCAAAACACGCUCCUUCUCCUGGACCAAGUCAGUGGAGUUUAUUUCAGCUGAUGUGAGUAUCAGCCUUCACCAGCACCUCACAGUAAAGCAGAACGGGACUCGGAUAUCUCUGCCUCAUGAGACGGCACAGUUACGUGUUGACUUGGACGGGUACUUACUGAAACUGACCACGAAGACAGGUCUGGUGAUCUCAUGGGAUGGGGACAGCUUUGUGGAGGUCAUGGCUGCCCCCCACCUGAAGGGCAAGAUGUGCGGCCUUUGCGGAAACUACAACGGGCACAGGCGAGACGACCUCAUCGGUGGCGACGGCAACUUCAGGUUCGAUGUGGACGAGUUUGCAGAGACGUGGCGAGUGGAGUCCAAUGAGGUGUGCAACCUGCCGCGGAUCAAGCCCCCGCUUUACCUCUGUCCUGGGACCGUCAAGGUCAAGUUCCGAGCCCACCGCGAGUGCCAGAAACUCAAGUCCUGGGAGUUCCAGAAGUGCCACUCCACAGUCGACUUUACCCCAUUUUAUAGGUCGUGCGUGACAGACAUGUGUGAAUGCCCUGUACACAAGAACUGCUACUGUGAGUCCUUCAUUGCCUACUACCGGGCCUGUGAGAGGGAAGGCAUCGAAGUCCACUGGAAGCCCGAGCAUAGCUGCAUGGCCAACCAGUGCAAGCAUGGAGCUGUGUACGACACCUGUGGCCCGGGAUGCACAAAGACGUGUGAUAACUGGAAUGAGAUUGCCCCAUGCAAUAAACCCUGUGUGGCUGGGUGCCACUGCCCAGCAGACCUUGUGCUUUCGAAAGGAAGAUGCAUUAAGUCCACUCUCUGUGCACGCCGAUGACACAAGCUGCAUUGGAGAAGAACACUUAGGCAAGUGACUGCUGUUCCACUGCAGCAAACCCUCAAACACAGCCCAUGAGGAACGGUGAAAGCUUCCAACAUCCAGCCAUCAACAUCUCCACAGAAACGGUCGUCAACCUUCAAAGCUGUCUGCAUGUACAAUACACCUCGUUUUGUCCAAAUCAAUGACUAUAUGCACUCACUUAUCUUGGUUUAAAGUAAGAGUCUGCGAUAUUGGCAACAGAGGAUUUUUGACAAGCUGGAGUUAUAUACAUUUACAGAAGGGAAUUGGUUAAGACCUACAUACACUAAAAUUCAGGAAUAUAAGCAAAGACAGACAACUCACAUUUUAUUUUUAUUUUUGAAUAUUUUUUUUACUAUGAGGUAUAUGUAUUAUCGACUGGAGAUACCAUAAAGAGAUAAAGAGAAUUGUGUAAAGUAAAAACAGAUGUGUUUUUUUUUGUAUUAUUAUUGUUUUUUUUAAAUUAAGGUAAAUAAUAACUAAAAAGAUAUAUGUCUAACACCUUCAAUUCUAAUAUGUUAUAGAUUGUUUUUAAAGGGAAAAAAAUAUUUAUGUUUUUUAGAAGAAUGUAGUUGAAAACAAGGAGCCCAAACUCAGACCUGAGUUUUUUUUGUUUUUUGUUUUUUUGUGGUGAAUUAGAGCGCCUGUUUUUCCGUAAAAAUGUAAAUAACGUAAAGUACUGUAUUUUGACUUGUUGUACCCAGGUUGCCAUUAGAUAGAAGUUUAUGCUCUUGUAUAUAUUUCACAUCUCUUUGUAAGUAAUAAUUUAAGAAAGAAGUGUUGUAUCCUUUUAUUGAAGUCUUACUGGCAAAGGGCUGCCAGCUGUUCUGUUCUGUUCAAAGUGUUUUGUCCGGUUUUCAUAUCCUUAACCCUGCCUAACUUGAUUGUUGUGGAGUAAGCCUGUGUCAAUAGCUUGCCACUCCCCAAACCACUCGGGGUAUCGAGGCAGCUGCCAGCUCUACAUUGAGGCCAUGUAUUAAUGCAAUAAAAGUAAACCCUUUAUUUGGGAAGUAGUGUCUGUUCUGUUUAGUUUUUGAGCCCUCUGGUAUGUAGUUCUUCAGGUUUUAAAUGAUUUGUCCCACUUUGUGGCCACAACGGUAAAUCUUAAAACAGUUAUUUACUUCAAAAA